AGCCCCCCAUCCCUCCGCCUCCCCCUCUUCAGCAGAGCAGCCAGCAACAGCAGCAGAGACGCCGUGACGUGCUGGGAGAGCGUAAUGCCACCAAGCCUGGAGCUGCCUCUCAGAACAAACGCACAACUGACAGCACUGCCUCGCGCUCCUCCUGGCCGUCCUCAUCCUCCCCCGCUGUUUGCAGCCAGAAAACAGAGCGUGAGAGGCUGCCGAAUGAGGGAAGGCAAGAGAGGAGCAGGGGGAAAAAAACAACAAGAGGACUGGAAAGAGAUCGCAGGGAGAGAAGACAGCAUGCGUGAGUCAAAGAGAAAGAGUGCAGAGGAGCAUAAGAAUGGAAGGAGGAAGAGAAGCUGAACACAGACGUGAAGCCCGUCCGAUGACUGCUGCUCUCAUCAACACGUCUUGAUUACAGCGAUAAGGACCUGCGGUUGCGGCUAACCGUCACCUACAUCCUUUUCUUCUUCGUCGUCCUCCAGCCACAGGCAGCUGCAGCGCGGCAGUGUCAGAAACCAACCUCGGGGCUGGGAUGGGGGGGACAAUGCAUCAAGACAGAUGGAGAGAUUGCAACACUCCAGCUCUUUACGCACGCUCAGCUGAUGUCUGGGGGGGAGAGCAGCGGCUACGCGACCGGCUGAACGCGUCGUUUUCCCACUCCGAAUAGCACGAUGGUGAAAAGCGAUCGGUCUGAGCUGCAGCGAGGAAACAGGAGGGUUCAUCGUGGGCUCAUCGUGGGCUCCGGAGGAAACGAGGGAGGAUGUGAGCUGUCCGACCAACGGGGUUAUCUCUUGGUGCGGCCACAGAUGUAAAUAAAUACUGCGGAGUGAACAACCUUUAAACCUGACACAAACUCUUCACUUCUGUGAUCAGAGAGCGGCCGAAGGACACGGAACAAUGCAGUGGAAACGCCGCCACUGUUGUACGCACAUGGCCAAACUUUUCUAUCUCCUCUCUCUGCUGGGAUUCCUGGUGUUUCUGGUCCACCAAGUGUGGCUCCCAAAGCUCUCUGGGAUCCCGUGGAGGAGGGGCUACCCUGUGGUGUAUGGAGGCAUGGUGCUUCAAACCGCAAGGAGCAAAGGGAACGGCAGCGCCACGCACUCAGCAUGGAGGUUCGUGAUCGUUCCCAAGGGAACGUUGACGACCAGUGACAACAGUGUUGACGCUGGCUUUGAGGGUAAUUUGACAGGCAACAGCAGCCAGAGCCAAAUGGGAGCUCUUAAUGCUACUCUGACCCACGGACCUUUCCCUUAUGUCAUCAACGAGCCGGAUAAAUGCCAACAGAGCAAACUUGCCCCGUUUCUCGUCCUGCUAAUUGCCACCGAAGCUCGUCAGGUGGAAGCGAGGAAUGCCAUCCGGCAGACUUGGGGGAAUGAGAGCGUUUUCCCCUCCUUGGGAUUUAUCCGACUGUUUCUGCUGGGGAAGAAAGAUGGAGAGCUGGGGCUUCUGCAGCAGAAGAUGCUGGAGGCAGAGAGCCGGAGGCAUCGCGACAUCAUACAGCAGGACUUCCUGGAUUCCUAUAAAAACCUGACGAUAAAGACUCUGAUGGGAAUGAACUGGGUGGCGACGCACUGUCCGACGGCGAGCUACGUGAUGAAAACCGACAGCGACAUGUUCGUCAACACGGAGUACCUCGUCUACAAGCUUCUGCGGCCGGAUCUGAAGCCCAAGAAGAACUACUUCACGGGCAACAACAUGAGAGGCUUCGCACCCAACCGGAACAAAAACAGCAAGUGGUACAUGCCCCCCGAGCUCUACCCGGGUGAAAAGUACCCCACCUUCUGCUCCGGGACGGGAUACGUCUUCUCUGGGGACCUGGCCGAGAAAAUCUACCGGACGUCGUUGAGCGUCCGCCUACUGCACCUGGAGGAUGUGUACGUGGGAAUCUGCCUGGCCGAGCUGCAGAUCGAGCCCACGCCUCCGCCCAACGGCUUCCUGUUCAACCACUGGCGGGUGUCGUACUCCAGCUGCAAGUACAGCCACCUGAUAACAUCGCACGGUUUCCAUCCCAACGAGCUGCUCAAGUACUGGCAUCACCUUCAGAGCAACAAGCACAACGCCUGCAUCGGCACGCUCAAGGAGAGGACGAGCAGGGCCCACUCCAGACUCCGGGGCAAGCAGGCGCAUUUACUGAAACAGUAGCUGUUAUCAUUGACCGUAUGAUUGCGCCAUUUGACAUUUUGUAAAUAAAUUUGCUUAAUGAAAACACGGCACUCUUGCCAAACAAAAAUGUUUUUGGGUAGGUUUUGCCGCUAGGAUGAAGUGGUUUGUUUCAGCUAUGCUGAAAUUGUUUUAUUUCACAAAACUCCAACAGAAACACUUUCACGUCACACAAAUCACAUGAUCGACAACCAGAUGUUACUGGGGUGAACAACUAAGAUGACAAGAAGUGGCAGGAGGAAGAUGGCGCCGCAUGUUUAAUGGCUUUCUGUGUGAACAAACUUAUUCAUGUGCGAUUUUAAUUGUGUUUAUUUUGAUGGAAAUGCCACAAUUGCAAAAUUGUGAUUUUUCGACACAGACAGAGUUUUGCCAAUAUUUGUAAUGGAAGCGCAGCUACUGUCAGGUCCAUUUAAACCCUACUGCUCAAUACACCAAUGAUUCCCAUCAUUGUCGAACAAAACUUACUUAUUUUGAGAUAAGACAAACAAAACGUGUAAAAACUGAUAAAAUCCUGUGAAAUUGUUGCCAUUUUUUCAACUAAUACUGUUUCCACCAAACUGAUUCCCAGCAGAACGUCCAUGUACACGAUGCUGUGUCAUGAAAAAUAAAGGGUGAAAGGAACAGGCGUGCAGAUGAAACGUCUCUGUGAAAUGUUAAAUCUGCUGU
Molecule: messenger RNA, 2820 nt
Organism: Gambusia affinis (western mosquitofish)
Lineage: Eukaryota; Metazoa; Chordata; Actinopteri; Cyprinodontiformes; Poeciliidae
Product: beta-1,3-galactosyltransferase 2
Exons: 2
Coding region: 892-2136 (414 amino acids)
Cellular component (GO): membrane
Molecular function (GO): N-acetyl-beta-D-glucosaminide beta-(1,3)-galactosyltransferase activity
Source: RefSeq, a predicted model, not a curated record